Molecule: messenger RNA, 2529 nt
Organism: Lacerta agilis (Sand lizard)
Lineage: Eukaryota; Metazoa; Chordata; Lepidosauria; Squamata; Lacertidae
Product: prostasin-like
Exons: 13
Coding region: 303-2072 (589 amino acids)
Biological process (GO): proteolysis
Molecular function (GO): serine-type endopeptidase activity
Source: RefSeq, a predicted model, not a curated record
GGUGGUGGUGCGGGCGGGGCGAGGCAGGCGGGUUAUGACAGGAAUCGCUGCCAUCUUGCGAAGGGCGCGCUCAAACGCAGCCAUGCUGAGAAGAAAUUUCUGCAAAUAAAUGUCGUGAAUGGGGUGAUAGAUGCUGAAAGAACAGCUAAGCAGACUCCACCAGGACAAUACCCACCAGCUCUUGGGUUGUGCUCCUUCCCUGGUGCACUGAUCCUGCAAAGGUUGCUUGGACUAAGCAGCCGAGCCCAGCAGUCUCUUCUCUGGUUGGCAUCAGAGUUGGAUGAUCCAGGGCUGCCCGGACCAUGCUGUGUUUCUGCUCUUCCCAGUUUGUGCUGCUCCUCCUGUUGCUGAGAGGUACCAAUAAAAAUUCUGCUCAACCAGCCUGUGGCCAACCUGAAGUGAAGCACACUGCUCGUUUAACUGGGUGGCAGGAAGCUGAUGAAGGGGAAUGGCCAUGGACCGUCAGCAUCCGAAGGAACAGGGUACAUGUGUGCGGUGGAAGCCUGAUCUCAUCCCAGUGGGUGGUGACAGCUGCCCAUUGCUUUGACGGGCCACUGAAUGUACGUGAGUACAGAGUAAACCUGGGGGAAUAUGAGCUCCCUGCACCCACGGCUGCCAUGUUCCCAGCCAAUGUCAGCAAGAUCAUAGUGCACCCAUUUUAUGCUGGAGUUGGCCUUAGUGCCGAUAUUGCUCUGGUGCAGCUGGCAAACCCAGUGGAUUUUUCCAGAAUGAUUUCGCCUGUCUGCCUCCCAAAUACUUUUCAACCAUUUGUCUUCUACGGACAGAUGCUGUGCUGGAUUGCUGGCUGGGGCGUCCCCUUUAAAGGAGGUAAGAAUGAGCUUGGGGUCUCGUUAAGUCAGGCUGUUUAUUGGAGAUGGUGGCGCUGCUUUGUGGCUUUAGGAGAGCGUGUCCCAAAGGAUGCAGUCUCCCUAGUUGCUCGGACCCUACAGAAGGUGGAAGUGCUGAUUGUAGAACCUGAAGACUGCAAUGGAAUCUAUCACAACAUAAGUAGUGACAAGACCAUCCCUAAGGACUACAGAUUCAUCUAUGAUGACAUGAUCUGUGCCGGGCAUUCAGAAGUUGGGAAGGAUGCCUGCUUUAGCAGGAUUAUCAUGCUGAGAUUCUGCUGUUCCCAGAUUGUGCUGCUGCUGCUGCUGCUGAGAGGUGCUGAAAAUGCUUCCACACAAAGAGCCUGCGGACGGCCCCACGUGUUCUCCCCUCGGAUCAUCGGGGGGAAGAAGGCGGACGAAGGGGAAUGGCCGUGGCAAGCCAGCAUACGAAGGAACCGGCUGCACAUUUGUGGCGGAAGCCUGAUCUCGUCCCAGUGGGUGGUGACGGCUGCUCAUUGCUUUGAAGGGCCACUGAACCUACCCGAAUUCCGAGUAAAUUUGGGAGAAUACGAGCUCCCCAAGCCUGCACCCAGCAUGGUCUCCUCUGCUGUCAGCCGGAUCAUAGUGCACCCGUCUUAUGCUGGAGAAGGACUUAGUGCUGAUAUCGCCCUCAUGCAGCUGAAGGAGGCAGUCAAUUACUCCCGAACCAUCUCCCCUAUCUGCCUUCCGAGCUCUUCGGAUCCUGGCACCUUCCCUGUAGGGAUGGCGUGUUGGGUUACUGGCUGGGGCCUCAUCUCCGCAGACGGCUACUUCAUGGCUCGGACGUUGCAGGAGCUGGAAGUGCCAAUCCUAGGCACUGAGGAAUGUGAUCAGAUGUUCCACGAGGACUCCAAUGGCACCGAGACUGUGCCUCUGGGCCACCGGUUGAUCUACAAGGACAUGAUCUGUGCUGGGUACCCAGAUGGAAAUAAAGACACUUGCCAAGGUGAUUCUGGGGGGCCUUUAGCUUGCAAGCAGAAUGGCACCUGGUUCCUGGCUGGAGUGGUGAGCUUUGGGGUGGACUGUGCAAAGCCCAAGCGUCCUGGAAUCCACACACGGGUGACUUCCUACAUGAACUGGAUUCAGCGCACCAUGGCUGAGAAAGCAGCCCAUGGUGGCGGUGAUGCCCAUCUCUUGAGUGCCAGUUCUGCCACUCCCUUGCUUCUACUUCUUCUCCUGCUCUUGACCCACAGCCUUUGGUGACCCAUGCUGCCUGCACACUUGGGGCUUCAGAAUGGCCACCUUGUGUCGAUAGACAGGUUGGAUCAACCAGCUCACAGUGACCGGACCCUGGUCUUUUGUAGGCUGAGCCUGAAGCAGAGGACAUCAAGGACAGAAGAAGAGCCCUGCUGGACCUGGCCAGUGGCCCAUCUAGACCAACAUCUCGAUCUCAUCAUGGCACUCAGUUGAUGCCCAGGGGAAGCUUGCAACAGCAGCUCUUCCCACCUACGAUUUCCAACAACUAGUGUUCAGAAGCGUAUCACCUCUGAAUAUUUUAAACAGCUUUGCCACCAUCUGAAAGAUCACCCUGUUUUUGUUCAAUAAGUGAAGAGAAACAAGGUGUAACUGAAAGAGGAAACAGAAACAGAAGAAGGGAGAAGAGCCAUUAAAAUAAGAACAGAGCACAUGGAUCUGCAAGGGGUGUUCUUCAAUGUGCCAG